CGUCCGGCGAGGGGGCAGGACUUCCUUGUUGUUGCUAAGACACUCUUGUUUCGCUCCUUGACAACCCUGGCGGGGGUGCGCUAGCUGUGGCCCCGGCUCCGGCCCCCGCGGGAGCAGCACCCCUUGAGGAAAGACAUUUUCUGCUCCCACCCAGUUGGCAGGGCCUGCUUCCUGAAUCCCCAGAGUGUGGUCUUCACUGCCAGCGCCAGCACCUCCUGAGAGCCCACUCUCUCCCUCCGGGGGUCACGGUGGAAGGAUCAUGGGAGAAACAGAAGGGAAGAAAGAUGAGGCUGAUUAUAAGCGACUGCAGACCUUCCCUCUGGUCAGGCAUUCGGACAUGCCAGAGGAGAUGCGAGUAGAGACCAUGGAGCUAUGUGUCACGGCCUGUGAGAAAUUCUCCAACAACAAUGAGAGCGCUGCCAAGAUGAUCAAAGAGACGAUGGACAAGAAGUUCGGCUCCUCCUGGCACGUGGUCAUCGGCGAGGGCUUUGGGUUUGAGAUCACACACGAGGUGAAGAACCUCCUGUACCUGUACUUCGGGGGGACCCUGGCUGUGUGUGUCUGGAAGUGCUCCUGACACCGCCCCCCCCCCCACCCCUGCCCCCAUCCCCUGCAGGGAUGGGGAGCGGCCCCAGGCAGGCCCUCGCUUUGCAAAGGAGAGCCUGGGGUCUUUCCUUUUGCCCUUUGAUGACAGUUUCCCGAGCCGCGCCCAGCGGGUGAACGCGUGGACACCUUUCCCCAGGCCCCCAGCGCGCGAAGGGGAGAGCAGGCCGCGGUCUGGACGCAGGGGAGGGGUGGGAGGUGUGACAGGGUAGGAGGGUGGGGAGGUGGGAUUUUUCGCACAAGGACACGCCAGCCCCACCUCUCUUGGGGGCCGCUCUCCCCUCGCUCCCGGGAGCCCCCCCCCGCCCCCCCCCCCCGCUCCCUCGCGCUGCAGCCGGCCUGCACCGUCCUUGUCUUCACCGGCCAUAUGCACGUGGCCCCAGGAGGAGCCUGUCCUCUCAAGGGACACUGGCAGCUUUCUCCCCUCGUCCUCUGGAGAAGAGGUGACCCUCCAGAAGCCCCUUCCCCAGCCCGACCCCAGGCUGAACAAACCGCUGCCUCUCAUUGGACCGCCAGCUCCGUCGUCCCCGGCUUUGGCGCGAGGACCGACAGCCUUUCCCCACGUGCUGUCCUCCCUCCCCAGCCGCCAGGCCGCGAACCUUUUGUACCGCCUCCACCUGUGCACUUGGGCUCCCGUGGCAGAGGGCGUGGGUGUCACUGAGCCUCCGGCGAGGCUCCUGGGCCAGGAGUGCGCUCACCACGAGGCCUGUUUCGGCAGGGAAACCUGGCCUGCCAGUUACUUCUCAUCAGGGACCGCAUGCUGAUUUGUACUUCUGAUCUCUGCUGGCUUUUCUAUAUUCUUUUUUGAGCGUGGGGAGAAGGGUUUUAGUAGAAGGGUGAAUCCUAUUUUACACAGCGGUCUUAUUUAUAUAAAUGUCUUCGUUUUUACAAUUAAAGUGACCAAAAAUGGACCUUGA
Molecule: messenger RNA, 1520 nt
Organism: Acinonyx jubatus (cheetah)
Lineage: Eukaryota; Metazoa; Chordata; Mammalia; Carnivora; Felidae
Gene: DNAL4
Product: dynein axonemal light chain 4
Exons: 4
Coding region: 260-577 (105 amino acids)
Biological process (GO): microtubule-based process
Cellular component (GO): dynein complex
Molecular function (GO): dynein light intermediate chain binding; dynein intermediate chain binding
Source: RefSeq, a predicted model, not a curated record